AUGUCAAUCUUGACGAAUCUCCAUCUUUUCUUCUCUUGGUAUUACGUAUCACAUUCCAACCGAUUCGUUCAACCAUUUUCUUCUGAACAUGUGACAUCAAACCUAACGCGUCCUCAACCUAUUAGAAGCAAAUACCUAGCUAAUCCUGGAGGGUUUGGGUUCAGCUUCGGAUGGGGUGGUGGAGCUGGUGGCGACGGUGAUGGGUCUUUUGGCAAUGGCCAAGGGUAUCCUGGUCUUUUCCCCGAAUUCUACAGUUUCUCAUGUCCUCAAGCUAACGACAUUGUCAUGUCUGUUCUUGAGAGUGUCAUUGCAAAGGAGCCAAGAAUGGCUGCUUCUUUACUAAGACUUCACUUCCAUGACUGCUUUGUUCAGGGAUGUGAUGCGUCUGUCUUGUUGGAUGAUAAUGUAAUGUUUGCAAGCGAAAAAACCUCUGGGCCUAAUAGCAAUUCAAUUAGAGGAUUCGAAGUGAUCGAUGAGAUCAAGUCUAAACUGGAGGAAGCAUGUCCUCAGACAGUUUCUUGUGCUGACAUUCUUGCUCUUGCUGCUCGAGGUUCCACUGUUUUAAGUGGUGGACCUAAUUGGGAACUCCCGUUGGGAAGAAGAGAUGCAAUACAAGCAAGUCUCAGCGCCUCAAACAACAACCUUCCUCCACCAAACUCCACCAUUCAAAACCUUAUAAAACUUUUCCGGCGACAAGGGCUUAAUGAAGUUGACCUGGUGUCGCUUUCUGGAGCUCAUACCAUAGGAAUGGCUAGAUGUAGUGCAUUUAAGCAAAGGCUAUACAAUCAAGAUGGAAAUGAUGAACCAGAUUCAACUCUAGAGAUAACGUACUCCAAUGGUUUAAAAACAGUUUGCCCGAAAACUGGUGGUGAUAACAACAUUUCACCUCUAGAUUUUGCAUCUCCUUCAAGAUUUGAUAAUACAUAUUUUAAGCUCAUUAUGUUUGGAAAAGGACUUCUAGCUUCCGAUCAAGUGCUUCUGGCUGGAAAUGUUGAAGAAACUAUGCUUCUGGUGAAGGCAUAUGCGGAGGAUUAUGCUCUCUUUUUUGACCAGUUUGCUAGAUCUAUGGUGAAAAUGGGAAACAUUAAUCCACUCACUGGUUAUCAGGGCGAAGUGAGGAAGAAUUGCCGAAUGCCCAACUAAUUAUAUCUAUAUAACUAUUCGUGGUAUGAAUUCAUGAGGUGUAUGAUAUGGGUUUAUGUAUGUUGCUUAUUUUCUUGUAAUGCUUGAUGCCCUAGAUUCUAAUGAACUGAUAUAUGGCUUCUUGUAAGUUGUGAGAAUCAUAUGUAUUUAGUAGUCCAUGAUGCAUUGAACUUGGAGCAUUUACAAUGGGGAUUUAAUAAGAGUUGAAUAGAUAAUGAUUAGGAUUGAAUAGAAGUUUAAUGGAGUGUGAGUGAUGAUAUGAAUGAGAGAGUUGCAUG
This is a messenger RNA of Lactuca saligna, 1421 nucleotides long. The record is from the annotation of a GenBank genome assembly. Lineage: Eukaryota; Viridiplantae; Streptophyta; Magnoliopsida; Asterales; Asteraceae.